Meriones unguiculatus (Mongolian gerbil) is the source of this 5613-nucleotide messenger RNA. RefSeq names its product protocadherin beta-3-like. The coding region runs from base 2663 to 5059 and encodes 798 amino acids. Gene Ontology annotation, molecular function: calcium ion binding. Gene Ontology annotation, cellular component: plasma membrane. Gene Ontology annotation, biological process: homophilic cell-cell adhesion. NCBI's taxonomy places the organism in Eukaryota, Metazoa, Chordata, Mammalia, Rodentia, Muridae. The transcript has a single exon. The record is from RefSeq and is a predicted model, not a curated record.
AACAAAUUCAGUCAAAAGUCAUAUGCUAUUCUAAAGGAUAGCUAAAGGACACCUGUGUAGUGUUUUUCAAGGACGUGAUAAUUUCUUUUGUUUCAUUUCAUUCAAAUAGUCUUUCAAAAUUCUUCUGAGGAACUCAGUACUUUUUAAAGUUUCUUUCUUUCUUUUUUUUAGACAAGGUCUCACUGUGGUCUUGAAUUUGUGACUGGCCUGCCUACAUCUAGACUGUUGGGAUUACAGGCAUUGCACUGGCAUUCCUAGUUAAUUAAUCUACUGGGGACUUUAUUAUAAUUGAACUAUAUACAAGAGCAUAUGCUUUUAUCUUUUACCAACUUAGAAAAUCUGCACCUAGCCUGGCAUUCCAUUGUCAUUUUUUUUUUCCCUGGGACAUUAGAGAUUCAGUUGAGCCUAAGUCCAUGAGCAGUGUGUGUAGACCUAUUAUAAUUUUUAUUAAUUUUCUGGACUGACUUGUUCUAUUUUUCUCUUUUUAGUACCAUAGACUUUUCAAAACUUUUUAAAAAGAAGUCUGUGGUAGGCCAAAUGAGAUGGUUGGCAAUUCUUGACAGCCUGAGUUUGAUCCCAAGACCCACAUGAUAGAAGUAGAAAACCAGUUCCUCAAAGUUGUUCUCUGACUUAAACAAACACCUAAGUAAUUAUUUAAAAUCUCACUUUUUGAGUUAUCUUUAUGGAUAGCUCCCAUUUAUCUCAUGAUUAGCACAGUCAUCAUGAUGUUUUAGGUUCUUAAUAUUUUUGACUAAUUGACUGAAAGAAGAGUUGUUUUAGUUGUGACAUACUAGUAAUUAUCUAGGGCAAGAUACUUAAUAAAUAAAACUUUUGCUGGAACUGAGUACUCCGCCAUACAAUGAAUAAUCUGAUUUUGCUAUAGUUAUUUGAACAUUAUUCGGUUAUCACUCUACUGUUUUUUGUAACAUAUAUUUCCCUUUUAUUUCUUAAUGCUUAAUUCAAGUGUCCUCUCCUGUCUAAUGGCUCAGUGAAUAUAGAAUUCUGGUAUUUUAUACUUUAACUAUGCUUCUGUGUUUCCCAAGUUACUCACCGAACUUUCUUCACUUCUUUCAGUUUAAUUUUAGACACAUCUGAUACAGAAAUUUUAAUUCUUAAUUUUUCAAACCUUUAUUAAUUUUUGCAUAAUUUUAUGUGUAUUUGUAUGAAAAAUGCUAUUAAACUUAAGGAAUUUGAAUAUCUCAUUUUGGGAUUAGUAAUGUCAGAAAGAACUGUCUUAGUUUCGAAAGUCUCUAGUUAAUCACCUUAUCACAUGUGGGAUGUUGGUUAUGUGACUUCCUAUGACAUCAACUAUCUCGCUGUUAUUAUCAAGCACAAUAAGGUAACAUUAUAGAAACAUAGCUGCUAUUAGUUUCAGUGUCACUAAUGUUAGGAAUAAACCCAAUUAUGAGCCAGUGUGUAGCACUCCUGAAACUUACGUAGAGAGCUAAAUUGAACACAUUGUAUCUUCACUGCUUGUUUUUUUUUUUUUUUUUUUUUUUUUUUUUUUUUUGUCUGCCUCUAACCUUACAAUAGCUUUCCGUUGCUCUUGGAAUAAAGUACAAGGAGGAGUUUCUCGUGGUUUUUACCUGACUCGUCUCCGUACUCUUGAGACACUCAGACCUGGCACGUCCUUGAUUAUCUAGGUUCCCGACACUGUACUCUUGCAGGUUCUUCACAUGUUCUGUAUCACCUGGUACACUUCUGAUCUUUAACAGUCCACAUUAAAGGCAAGGCUUUGGGGAAGAUUUUCCAAACUAACCCUCAUUAAAUCCAGGGCACUAGUACAUUUCCUAUGUCACACAUCCCACACUGUUUGAGCAUGUUUGAAAUGUGUAUGCCCUGUUAGGUGGGAAACUAUGUACAAUUUAUAGAUCCGAUCUUCCUACCAUUAUAGGCACAACAUCUACAAAUUAAAUGGCUAUCUAUGGUAAUAAGUUAAGACAGGUUAAGCUAAUAAUUAUUAAAUUUCUGUGAAAGGAGAGCAAACAUUAUUAAGUACUCCACGAGCAUGAAAAUAUGGAAGUAAUCAUGUAUUCCCACCAUCUGAUAUGAGCAUGGUAUUUGACCACCUUAACUUUUCAUAGUGUUUCUCCUACUGUUACUGUGACUCACACUUUCACAAAACUUUGAAAAUAAAGAAAACUACAAAAAGGAAAGAUAAGCAUGUGAUCAAUUAAACUUUUAAAAAUUUUGUAGGUACUAAUUAACGGUGAGGCACCCUAGCAUUACGCACUUGUAAAUCAUGUGAGGACUCUUACUAGAGAUAGCUAAUUCCAUUUAGUCAUCAUACUUGCUUAGUUUAUGUUUAACUUGUGUUGCUCAGGAAACUCCCUGAACAAGGUCAAGUAGGUUUGAUAAGAGAAAUAAACGACACAAAAACCAGUAACAAAACCAACAGCUUUUUCUAAGAAAGUAAAACUGCGAAUGAACGCAUGGUGGCGCUGUUGGCUAAAAAGGCGAAUUUAGACUUAGUCACAGACUCACAGUGCAAUCUGACGCGGUAAAUCCAGGGCUUGUGAACCUGGGCAGAUUUUUAAGCAAGAAAAACGGAAUCCCUGGAAAAUAGCAGUUGUUAGGCUGUCUCCAAAAGACUUCGUUUUUCACAGAGAGAUAUAAGGCUCCUCUUGGUGACAAGCUCUUGGAAAAACACGGCAGAAAUACAAUGGAGGCCAGGGAAGAGCGCUUUCUUAAACACAGGCAAGUCUUGCUUCUCUUUGUUUUUCUGGGUGGGUCUCUGGCUGGGUCCGGGCCUAGGCGUUAUUCUGUGGCCGAGGAAAACGAGAGGGGCUACUUAAUAGCCAAUCUAGCGAGGGAUCUGGGGCUCAGUGUUGAAGAAGUGGCUGAAAGGAGAGCUCAGGCUGUCUCCAAAGGGAGCAUCCAGUAUUUUCAGCUCAGUCAUCAGACGGGAGAUCUGCUCUUGGCUGAGAAGCUGGACCGGGAGGAGCUGUGCGGUUCCACGGAGCCUUGUGUGCUGCCCUUUCAGAUACUGCUGCAUAAUCCUUUGCAGUUUAUCACGAAUGAGCUCGAGGUCAUCGAUGUGAAUGACCAUGCACCGGAGUUUUUUGAGAAUGCAAUGCAGCUGAAGGUCCCAGAAGGCUCCCCACCCGGGACGGCGAUUCCUUUGGGAAGUGCCGUGGACUUGGACGUGGGGAGAAACGGACUCCAGAACUACACGGUCUCUCCCAGGUCUCAUUUUCACGUUCGCACCCGCCUUCGUAGGGAUGGAAGGAAGUAUCCGGAACUAGUGCUAGACAGCGCUCUGGAUCGGGAGGAGCAGCCAGAGCUCAGCUUAACUCUCACAGCCCUGGACGGAGGAGCCCCGCCUCGGUCUGGCACUGCUCAGAUCCGCAUACUUGUCUUGGACGUAAACGAUAACGCCCCAGAAUUUACACAGUCGCUCUAUGAGGUUCAAAUCCUAGAGGAAAGCCCAGUUGGCUCUGUCAUUGCCACCGUCUCAGCUUCUGACUUAGACACGGGAAAUUUUGGUUCAGUAUCAUAUGUGCUUUUUCAUGCUUCUGAAGAAAUUCUGAAAACUUUUCAACUAAAUCCCAGUACUGGUGAUAUACAACUAGUUAAGGGGUUGGAUUAUGAAACAAUCACUACUUACGAGGUUGACGUAGAGGCCAAGGACGGUGGAGGCCUUUCAGGAAAAUGCACAGUCAUAGUCCACGUAGCUGAUUUGAACGAUAACCCACCAGAACUGACUUUGUCAUCAGUGAGCAGUCUCAUCCCUGAGAAUUCCGCAGAGACUGUGGUGGCUGUUUUCAGUGUUUCUGACUCAGACUCGGGAGAUAACGGGAGAGUUACAUGUUCCAUCCAGAAUGAUCUCCCCUUUAUCCUGAAGCCAUCUGUAGAGAAUUUCUAUACUAUAGUAUCUGAAGGAACUCUGGACAGAGAGAGCAGAGCCGAGUACAACAUCACCAUCUCCGUCUCCGACAUGGGCUCACCCAGGCUCACAACGCAGCACACCAUAACAGUGCAGGUGUCUGACAUCAACGACAACGCCCCCGCCUUCACCCAAUCCUCCUACACCCUGUCUGUCCGCGAGAACAACAGCCCCGCCCUGCACAUAGGCACCAUCAGAGCCACAGACUCAGACUCAGGCUCCAAUGCCCACAUCACCUACUCGCUGCUGCCAUCACAGGACCUGCAACUGGCCCUGGACUCGCUCAUCUCCCUCAACACGGACAACGGGCAGCUGUUCGCACUCAGAGCACUGGACUAUGAGGUCAUGCAGAGCUUUGAGUUCCUUGUGGCCGCCACAGACCAAGGCUCCCCUGCACUCAGCAGCCAGGCGCUGGUGCGCGUGCUGGUGCUGGACGACAAUGACAAUGCGCCCUUCGUGCUCUACCCUCUGCAGAACGCCUCUGCGCCAUGCACUGAGCUGCUGCCCAGGGCGGCGGAACCUGGCUACCUGGUCACCAAGGUGGUGGCAGUGGACCGCGACUCUGGCCAGAAUGCCUGGCUGUCGUUCCAGCUGCUCAAGGCCACGGAGCCAGGGCUGUUCAGUGUGUGGGCGCACAAUGGCGAGGUGCGCACCACCAGGCUGCUGAGUGAGCGCGAUGCCCCCAAGCACAGGCUGCUGCUACUGGUCAGGGACAAUGGCGAUCCUCAGCGCUCUGCCAGUGUCACUCUGCAUGUGCUAGUGGUGGAUGGCUUCUCCCAGCCCUACCUGCCUCUGCCAGAGGUGGCGCGCGACCCCGCGCAGGAUGAUGAAGAUGUGCUCACGCUGUACCUGGUCAUAGCCUUGGCGUCUGUGUCUUCACUCUUUCUCUUGUCUGUGCUGUUCUUCAUCGGGGUAAGACUGUGCAGGAGGGCCAGGGCGGCUCCUCUGGGUGGCUGCUCUUUGCCCGAGGGACACUUUCCUGGUCACCUGGUGGAUGUCAGCGGUAUGGGGACCCUGUCUCAGAACUACCAGUAUGAGGUAUGUCUGACUGGAGACUCUGGGACUGGUGAUUUCAAAUUCCUAAAUCCGGUGAUACCAAACCUGUUUCUGGGAGAAUCUGAGAGAGAAGUUAAGGAAAGUCCCCACUGCAGGAGUAGUUUUGUGGUCAGCUAAGUAUUACUGUGAUUGCUUCAUCAUCUCUCAGUUCAGGUAAACUUCUUAUUGUAAUUAUUCUUUUAAGAAAUUGUACUAUCUAAACCUUUCCUUUACCAGUAAUUCAACCCAUGGUAUCCCAAAUAGCUCUAAACUUGUUACGUUUUAUUAAUACUAUUUUUCCUCAGGAUUUUGUAGUUGUGGUAUUACAUACUCAUUUCCUCUAUAUUUGCACAUCUCUUACUGAUUAUCAUCAUUACAGUUAAUGAAACUAAUAUCUUCAUGCCAUUCUGGAACUUUCAAAUGCACUUAAGAAAAAUUAAAGUCAUGUGUAUUUCUGGCACCUAUCCUUACCAUAUAACUUUAUGUAUUUUUGGGCCUUGACCUUUUGGUUAAGCAAUCUGAAGAGCUGUAAAAUCUAGCACACUUCUUCCUCCUAAACUGUAGGUAAACACACACUUCAUUAAAACAUCAGUGCACGGAAGUUGUGCCACCUUGUAGCCUAAAGAUUGUGGGCUUUUAUUCACAAGCAUGCCAUAAAUGACUUCUCAAAUAAUUAUUAUGCAAUAAAAAUA